AUGGUUUCAUGUGGAUGGCUAUCGACGGUUCGAGAAUGGUUGGUGGCUAUACUAUGUUCUAUUACCAGAAGGAAAACGAUUUCAAUAUCGGCAUUGCCUUCUACUACAGCUGAAACAUCAUCCGAAAUGCAUUUGGAAGAUUUACGAGAAAAGAUCUAUUGCGCUGGCGACUGCGAUCUACAUGAUAUUUUACGUCAACGAAGCAAACUAGACUGGCCAGAAUGGCAUUUGAAUAUUGAUGAAAAUGAUAAAGCUAUACAAAUAGCUAAAGGUUUUCACAAGGAUUUUGAAAAACUAAAACUAUCCUCCAGUAUUGCUGGUCAAGUACGUACAAUAGAAGAAACAUUUUUAAAUUUCUUACCUACUGACAGCAGUUGGAAUCAGAUUAGAAAAUAUUUCCAACAAGCUCGUCAACAGAAUAAUCUAUUAGCGAUUAUUAAAGCCUACACUUGCAGUAGUGAAUUUACUGGGCGUCUGAAUAAGCAUUCAGCUGCAAAUACUCAUCAUUUACUAAAGCUUUAUUGUACACUCCUGAAUUGUCCAGUUCUGGCCUACACUCAAGAGUACACAGAAGCCUUCACUAGCAUUCUGUUUCAUCCAAGUUUAGAUCAAUACCUUGUUCGAAAUGAAACAGUUUAUCGUGGUAUAUUUCUUCAGGAUGAGAAACCUAUAGCUAAUUACAGGGAAGGUGUUAUAAUAAUAACAACAACAUUUCUAUCCACAUCACGGAAUCGCGAUGUAGCUGAACUUUUUGGUGGUACUUCUCCUGGAGGAAUAUCAAUAUUUUCCACAUAUAAUAUCAAUAACAUUCGCCGUCACACAGCACUCGAUAUUGGACGAAUAUCGCAUUUUCCUGGAGAAAAUGAAGUAUUGAUUUUACGAUAUGCACCAUUUAAGAUAACAUCACUUAUACGAACCGAAGAUGGUCGAAGAAUAGACAUAUGUUUGGAUGAAUGUGCAGAACAGUCUACUGUCUAG
This is a messenger RNA of Rotaria sp. Silwood1, 978 nucleotides long. The record is from the annotation of a GenBank genome assembly. NCBI's taxonomy places the organism in Eukaryota, Metazoa, Rotifera, Eurotatoria, Philodinida, Philodinidae.